GCGCCGCGCGCAGCAACGCGCACUUCCUCUCCAGGAGUCCGCGGAGGGAGUGCAGGCUCGAAGAGCUCCUGGACGCAGAGGCCCUGCCCUUGUCAGACGGAGCCGACAUGUCCGAACAAAGUAAGGAUGUGUGCGACCCCAACUCUGCAGCCGAGGCCUCCAACUCCGAGGUGCACAGCAGUCUUGGGGUUCCCGGGGGGCUCUCCCCGCCCGCGUCUCAGGCCGCGACCCUCGCAGGGCCAGAGAGCCCUCCUUUAGGCCCGACCGACGCCCCUCUGGCCUCGCCUCCGCCCCAGGCCCCAAGCGAAGAGGGAGACCCGAAGGCCCUGCAGCAGGCCGCGGAGGAAGGCCGCGCCCACCAGGCCCCGAGCGCGGCCCAGCCCAGCCCAGCGCCGCCAGCCCCGGCCCAGCUGGUGCAGAAGGCGCACGAGCUCAUGUGGUACGUGUUGGUCAAGGACCAGAAGAGAAUGAUCAUCUGGUUCCCAGACAUGGUGAAGGAUGUCAUCGGCAGUUACAAGAAAUGGUGCAGAAGCAUUCUCAGGCGCACCAGCCUCAUCCUCGCACGAGUGUUCGGGCUACACCUGAGGCUGACUAGCCUGCACACGAUGGAGUUUUCGCUCGUUAAAGCGCUUGAGCCAGAGGAGCUGGACAGGGUGGCGCUGAGCAACCGCAUGCCCAUGACAGGCCUCCUGCUGAUGAUCCUGAGCCUCAUCUAUGUGAAGGGUCGCGGCGCCAGAGAGAGUGCCGUCUGGAACGUGCUGCGCAUCCUGGGGCUGCGGCCCUGGAAGAAACACUCCACCUUUGGAGAUGUGAGAAAGCUCAUCACCGAGGAGUUCGUCCAACAGAAUUACCUGAAGUACCAGCGCGUACCCCACGUUGAGCCACCUGAGUACGAGUUCUUCUGGGGUUCCCGUGCCAGCCGUGAAAUCACCAAGAUGCAAAUCAUGGAGUUCCUGGCCAGGGUCUUUAAGAAAGACCCCCAGGCCUGGCCCUCCAGAUACAGAGAAGCUCUGGAGGAGGCCAGAGCUCUGCGGGAGGCUGAUCCCACUGCCCACUGCCCCCGCAGCAGUGUCUCCGAGGACUAGCAAGGUCUGGAGGCAGAUAUUAAUGGUUUCUGACCCUCACCAGGGUGGUGGAGGGGUGGGGGUGGGACAUUAGAGUAUUCAGGAUUUACAGUGCAGUAUUUCACGUGUAACUUUAAGUUUUCAGUACAGUGCUUUUAUACCUUUUAAUGCAAUGUUGUAUUCAUUUCAGUACUAUUAGAUAGUGUGUAGGAUUUAUGCAUGUUUGUUUAUAAGUAAGCUCGGUUGGUGCUUUCGCUUUUGUGCUACCUUUCUUGAAUUUUUGUACCAGAGACGUGCUAAACUUAUGAAAUACAUUGAGAAAUUUUCCAUCUUAUUCUUUUAUAUGGAACGGAUGAUGUGUAUUAGGGUAGACUACUUCUGGAGAGUUUGGAGGAACUCACCAGUAAAGCUGGCCUAACCAAGAGAAAAGUCAAGGCCCCUCUCUUUAUGACCUCGCUGGGCACAGGAAACAUCCGUGUGGAGUGCAGUGAUGUGAACUGAAAUGGUCUCAAUGUGGGCACUUGGCACACUUUACUAAACACAAAUACAACCCCACCAUGAGUAAACUUUAAAGUGAACAUUAAAGAUUCUUGUGAUACAAUCAUUUUUGGAAAAGUGUACUUUAUCUUUUUAACAAAGUAGUAUGGAUUGGGAAUAAGACAUUUUACCAAGUGUACAAAUAUGAUAAUUUCAUCUAAUAGGAUGGGAAAAUCACUGCUCAUCAUUACUCAUUAAUGUGUGAAGUUUAUGGUUUUUUAAAUGUAACUUUCGUGUUCAAAACUGACAAAUACAGAAAAGUAUAAAAACAACAAAGCAAAAAUGUUCAUAAUUACACCACACAGAAACAAAUGUUAAUAUUUAAAGUAAGUUCCUUUCUUGCAUUUUCUACAUUUUAUUAAAAUUAGUUGUCUCUUGUGGGUACUUAAAAGUG
This is a messenger RNA of Neomonachus schauinslandi (Hawaiian monk seal), 1995 nucleotides long. It is a transcript of the gene NDN, whose product is annotated as necdin, MAGE family member. The transcript has a single exon. Bases 108 to 1085 code for a protein of 325 amino acids. Gene Ontology annotation, cellular component: nucleus. The record is from RefSeq and is a predicted model, not a curated record. NCBI's taxonomy places the organism in Eukaryota, Metazoa, Chordata, Mammalia, Carnivora, Phocidae. Gene Ontology annotation, biological process: negative regulation of transcription by RNA polymerase II.